Molecule: messenger RNA, 654 nt
Organism: Chilo suppressalis (striped riceborer)
Lineage: Eukaryota; Metazoa; Arthropoda; Insecta; Lepidoptera; Crambidae
Source: the annotation of a GenBank genome assembly
GUUGUUAUUUUCACAGGUUGUUUUUACAGGCUGAUUAUCACAUAAUAAUAAGAUAAAGUGGUCACUUCUUCCCCUACACAAUAGGUACCUCUAAUAACAGUGGUUAUGUGCAUUACAGUGCAUUAAAAUGGGAAGAAAUAAAAUGAUAGCUAAAAGUUGUCCCAAGUGUGAAAUGCAGGUUGCCGUGGCAUCGAAGUCAUGUAAAUGUGGACAUACAUUUUUUGCCUCACGUCGUGGUGCUGAUCAUUUACCAGCCGUUGAGGAUACCAAAAGGAGGACUGGCCGUGUGAGACGCUCUAAAACGCAGUUCUAUGAUGCUCAGCACUAUCAGAAACAGAUAAAGAAAAGGUCCCCCAAGAAGAGAUCACUGUCGCAUUCAUUGGAUUACGAUUACAAAGGAAAAGAAAAAUCGGAAAGUGCGACGGCCUUGGCCCGUCGUAGGCGCGCGUUGCGUCGCGCCCGUCAGACCCCAGCCGGCGGCGGGGACCGUACUCGGGACCCAACUCCUCAACUGCGACCGUCCCAACUGGCCCGAUGCCAACUCAUACUGCAAGAGAUCAAUAGGAAAAUGCAAGCGGUCACAUGGCAACCGCCUCUAUAGAGAGAUAGAUAGAUUUAUUUUUAAAUAGAUAAUUAACUUAAUAGGGAUGAUGA